Guillardia theta CCMP2712 is the source of this 372-nucleotide messenger RNA. RefSeq lists its product as hypothetical. The transcript is spliced from 4 exons. The record is from RefSeq and is a predicted model, not a curated record. NCBI's taxonomy places the organism in Eukaryota, Cryptophyceae, Pyrenomonadales, Geminigeraceae. Bases 1 to 372 code for a protein of 123 amino acids.
AUGUCAGAUUCCAAGGAUUCUGAGCCCUGGAGGGAUGAAAUGCUGCGAGAGGCAAAAGCGCUGCUCGACGCCUUGAUUGAGAAGCAAAAGGCCCUUGAAGGUAUGAACUCUGUACAACCUUCUAACGGAGGCGUUUUCAAGGGGUCGACUCCGCGCCCUCAUCAAGCACUAACAGGGCAACAGUCUUCUAGAUCUAUCAGGGCAACCAUGCUCGAAGGUGCUCAGGCUCCUAACAUAAACCUAUCGGAGAACAAUCCUGUCGCAAAAUCUGACGAGGCUGACGAAGUUGAAGAAAAAGAAAACCGUCAACUGGAACAGAAUGCAGUGGGACCUAUUUGGCUGAUCUGGAAACAAAGUCGCAUGCAACAUUAA